UCAAAAGAGGGGGAGAGACAACAAUGCCUUCGAGUCAGAGGAGCAGGAUGAGAUGUUUACUGAAGUGGACAGUGCUACCGAAGUUGCAGACGAAGUACACGAAAAGACAGACCAUCAUGACAAAAGCUUGCUAGAGAAGAAAUAUGAGGCCUUCCAGGGCUAUUUGGCAGAGCACAAAGACCAGAUCUGCCUGAUUGUCAGCCUGGUUAUAAUGGCAGGCUUCGUUGCCAUAGUGAUAGCGGCAUGUGUCCUGAACUUCAACCGAGCUGUCGAGAUGGUGGUCAUCUCCUUGGUAACCGUACUCUUCCUGGCCUGGGAUUGGAUGAUGAAAUGCUAUGGCGACUGGGUGUGGAAGGAGCUCUCUCCGAUCAGAGACGUUCUCCACAGAAACUGGUUUUGGAUCAGAUGGAUAGUGUGCGUGUCCCUGCUGGGCGCCGUGGUGGGCUGGCUGGCUCUGGACACAGCCAAGCGAGGGACCAGACAGUUUAUGUCUUUCUUUGGUUUGCUGCUCCUCAUCUUCUUCAUGUUGAUGUUCUCAAAACACCCAUUCAGGUGGUGUUGGCAAACUUUGUUAUGCGGGAUCGCGCUACAGUUUGUCUUCGGUCUGCUGAUCCUCAGGAGCCCUUUUGGAUUAGUUGGAAUUGAAUGGCUCGGAAAAAAAGCAGAGACAUUUAUGUCAUUCGCAGAUGCUGGGUCUAAGUUUGUGUUUGGUCCCAAUUAUAUAGACCACUUCUUCGUCUUCAAGGUGAUGCCUAUAUUGGUUUUUAUAAGCUCUGUCAUCUCCAUCCUCUUCUACGUUGGCUUCAUGCCCUGGCUUGUUGGCAAGAUUGGAUUCAUAAUGCAGGUUACCAUGGCAACAUCACCAGCAGAAUCAACGGCUGCUGCUGGAAACCUAUUCUUGGGACAGACGGAGUCCCCGCUCUUGAUUCGUCCGUACAUCAGUGAGCUAACCUGCUCCGAGAUCCACGCUGUGAUGACAGCGGGCUUUGCCAGCGUCUCUGGUACCGUUUUGGGAGCCUACAUCUCCUUUGGGGUUGACGCAACACACUUGUUGACAGCAACCGCGAUGUCCGUUCCAGGCUCCCUGGCCAUCGCCAAGACGUUCUGGCCUGAAACAGAGACCCCCAGAGUAACAGCCAGCAAUAUCCUUCAAAUCAAACAUGGAGACAGUAAGAACGUGUUUGAGGCGGCAUCCCAAGGUGCAUCUCUUGCUGCUGGUGCCGUGGCCCACAUAGUUGCUAACCUCAUAGCCUUCCUGUCCCUGUUGGCUUUUGUUGAUGCGGCGCUCUCCUGGCUGGGAGGGAUGUUGGAUUGUCCGCAGCUCAGCUUCUCGCUCAUCUGCUCGUACGUGUUCAUGCCUCUUUCCUUCGUGAUGGGUGUUUCCUGGGAGGACAGUUUCAUUGUUGCUGAACUCAUUGGCUUAAAAACAUUCAUCAAUGAAUUUAUUGCUUAUCAGAAGUUGUCGGAAUUCAUUAAGAGACGGAAAGCAGGAGGCCCAGAAUAUGUGGGCCAUGUAAAGCAGUAUAUUUCUGUCCACUCUGAAACAAUUGCCACCUACGCUUUGUGUGGAUUUUCCAACUUCGCUUCCAUGGGUUUGGCGAUUGGACUGCUGUCAUCCUUGGCCCCAAAUAGAAAGACAGACAUUUCCAGUUGUGCCCUCAGAGCUCUGAUUGCAGGCAGUGUCUCCUGUUUUAUGACAGCUUGUAUUGCAGGUAUGUUGUACAUCCCUGAUCUUCAGUGCCCACAUUUCCUGAGCACAGAGUUCAUCAAUGUCAAUGUGACCAGCAGCGUACAACUGGUCACCUGCUGCACACAACUAUAUAACAGUGUGACGGUGUAUGAGUCCUGGAACGUGACGUCUGGAGAAGGAUUCAGUCAGAGCAGCCUGCAACACUGCUGUGCUCUCACACCCGCCACACACUUCAACUGCAGCCUGGUGCUCUGAAUCACCGUGAAUACAACAACAUACACCUCAAUGGUAGUGAGCCCUGUAAUGAGUAUUUUCUUUGU
Molecule: messenger RNA, 2010 nt
Organism: Cyclopterus lumpus (lumpfish)
Lineage: Eukaryota; Metazoa; Chordata; Actinopteri; Perciformes; Cyclopteridae
Product: solute carrier family 28 member 3-like
Exons: 17
Coding region: 53-1945 (630 amino acids)
Biological process (GO): pyrimidine nucleoside transport; purine nucleoside transmembrane transport
Cellular component (GO): membrane
Molecular function (GO): pyrimidine- and adenosine-specific:sodium symporter activity
Source: RefSeq, a predicted model, not a curated record